GUGUGGGACGACGCUCCUUUGACAGCGACGGCCGAUUUUCUGCCACCAGCCGUGAAGAAAAAGAACAAAAAUCGCAACGGAAGCCACUAGAAAAGCAAGCAAAAGGGUGUCGCGCAGGAAAAUCGGUGAAAUUGAUCCGGAUUUUUCCUGGGAAAUUCGUUGCUAAAGUGAGUGAUUUUGUGCGAAGCGCUGAGAAGGUGUUCGAGUGAGGAGGAAUAUCUUGUUGGUUGGCAUCGGAACGUGAAAUUCAGGUGGUUUUCGACUCGUGAAAGAGCGUUUGAUUCGGGAUUCUUUCAAGCUGGCUGCCGCAACGAUGACCACCCAGCAGAGCCCCGCCAGUCUGCAGGCGGCGGCCAAUAGCGAGAAAGUCUUCCAAUGGAUCAACGAGCUGUCGAAUCCGGAAACGCGUGAAACCGCCCUGCUGGAGCUGAGCAAAAAGCGCGAAUCGGUGCCUGAUCUUGCUCCGAUGCUGUGGCACAGUUUCGGAACCACGGCGGCACUGUUGCAGGAAAUCAUCAACAUCUAUCCGUCGAUCAAUCCGGCCACUCUGACGGCUCACCAAUCGAACCGGGUCUGCAACGCGUUGGCCUUGCUGCAGUGUGUGGCGUCCCAUCCGGAGACCCGAUCCGUUUUCCUGGCGGCCCAUAUUCCGCUGUUCCUGUAUCCGUUCCUGCACACCACGUCCAAGACGCGUCCAUUCGAGUAUCUGCGGUUGACCUCGCUCGGAGUGAUCGGAGCGCUGGUGAAAACCGACGAGCAGGAAGUGAUUACCUUCCUGCUGACCACGGAGAUCAUUCCGCUGUGCUUGCGGAUAAUGGAAUCCGGCUCAGAACUGAGCAAGACGGUGGCGACGUUCAUCCUGCAGAAGAUUCUGUUGGACGAUAGCGGCCUCUCGUACAUUUGCCAUACGUACGAUCGAUUCUCCCAUGUGGCCAUUAUUCUGGGCAAGAUGGUCAUCUCCCUCUCGAAGGAACCCUCAGCAAGACUGUUGAAACACGUUGUUCGGUGCUACCUGAGACUGUCUGAUAAUCCAAGAGCUCGAGAAGCGCUCCGCCAGUGCCUGCCGGAUCAGUUGCGCGACGGAACGUUUGCUGCCUGCCUCCAGGAGGACAAAUCCACCAAACCAUGGCUGUCGCUGCUGCUCAAGAAUCUAGAGACCGUAACCGUACCUGGGGCCGACCCGCGGCAAGUCGGCAUUUCGCCACUGACUUCCUAAUAAACCACAAACAUGGCAUGCAGAGUCAACCUGAAGUUGGGAAGUUGGGUGGGUGGGAGUCGAAAUCCUGCGCGAUGCAUUGUGUUCCUGAACCAAGAGCCACGUGUGACCACCAGUCGACAAAAGGAUGAUUUACGAUUAUCAUAGAUUACAGUUUAUUGAAAAAUGCACAUCAAAAAAGCUUGCCGACGUUGGUAGAAACAUGGUACAAUUUACCAAAGUUGAUCUUUGGUGAAUUCGACCAAAAAUCUCAACACCAAAAGCGGUGAUCUAUUUUCCGUGUGUUAACUACAACAAGAUUGACUUAUUUAACUUAUUUUCCUUACCUCUUAUUUGCUUGCAAUCUUGUUAGAUCCAAAUUGUUGAAAUUGAACCGAAUAACACGUUUGAAAUUGUAAAGACUCAAAACUAGUUUCGAAGGGUAAGAAAACGAUAGCCAGCUUGGUUUAUAUCUCUAAAACAUAAGAAUGAGUACCUUAACGGUUAAAUUGUGCUAAGAUAUUAACAAAAUUGUUUUUCUUUAUUGGAAAGUAAGCACAAGAACUCAACGAACCCCUCUCGUAAAAAAAAACUUGAAUGACCAGCAUCGAUGAAUCGAAUGAAAAGUUUGAAAUGGGUCUUUUAAUGCGUUUUGUCUGUCUGUACUGGAAGGAUCUUCGUUUGUAUUUGCAUUGGAUGAAACUUGAUGCCCUUUUUAUUCGAAGUCAUGUGAGUAUUUCCAUUUUUCUCUAUUCUAUAAGCAAUCGAUUUUGUAAGACGAUAAACAGUAUAGGUACACAGAACAAACAAAAAAAAAAAAAAUACGAAUUAUUGCAAAGCACUCAGUAAGGGCGCCCAGAGUAGAUUGGUGUUUCGGAAGAAUACGAUGGAAAGAGAUGGAUAUACAAGUAGAGAUACCGGUAUCGUUAGAGAUCAGUGAUAUGUUUAAUAUAAUUAAUAAUGAAGAUAGA
Messenger RNA from Aedes albopictus (Asian tiger mosquito), 2166 nucleotides. It is a transcript of the gene Rcd-1, whose product is annotated as CCR4-NOT transcription complex subunit 9. Gene Ontology annotation, cellular component: P-body; CCR4-NOT complex; CCR4-NOT core complex. The coding region runs from base 314 to 1216 and encodes 300 amino acids. The transcript is spliced from 4 exons. The record is from RefSeq and is a predicted model, not a curated record. NCBI's taxonomy places the organism in Eukaryota, Metazoa, Arthropoda, Insecta, Diptera, Culicidae. Gene Ontology annotation, biological process: mRNA catabolic process; negative regulation of translation.